AUGAACGACGCCGACCUAGGCGACAACAUUGACGAGCGUAUCGGCCAGCUCGAACAAUCAAAUAACCCCCGCAGCAAUGAGAAGCGCUUCGCCAACGAUGUCGCCCACCUCGACCCGAGCCGGUGGUGGUUCGCCUCCUCCGCGUUCCCCAUGGUCGCUGGCACCCUCGGCCCCGUCGCCUCUGCCUUCAGCAUCUGCGCCCUCGUCCGGCCUUGGCGACAGCACUACCCGCCGAACACCGACAUCACCGCCGCCCCCUUUGUGCCGGAUCCGAAAUGGCUCAUCAUCGUCAACGCCAUCCAGCUCGCCAUAGCAAUCAUCUCAAAUAUCUUUCUCCUCCUCAACAUGGCCCGCCGCGUCCGCUUCUCCCUGGCCCAACCCAUCACCAUCGUCGGCUGGUACAUGUCGGCCAUUUGCCUCGUCGCUCUCAACGCCACCGCCGCGGGGCCCCUCGUCAUUGAGCCCACCGAGGAGUACAUCUACUCCCAGGCCUUUUACUACGGCAUGUUCGCCGCCAUCCUCUACUUCCUUACCGCCUCCCUCAUGGUCGCCACCGUCUACGGCGCCGCCACCGCCCACUACGCAAAAGACUUCCAGCUCACCACCGCCCAGCGUACCCUCAUGCUCCAGACCAUCCUCUUCCUCUGCUACCUGCUCCUCGGCGCCCUCGUCUUCUCCAACAUCGAGGGCUGGGCCUACCUCGACGCCGUCUACUGGGCCCAGGUCACCCUCUUCACCGUCGGCUUCGGCGACUUCGCCGCCGCCUCGCCCCUCGGCCGCGCCCUCCUCAUCCCCUACGCCCUCGUCGGCGUCAUCUCCCUCGGUCUCGUCAUCGGCUCCAUCCGCAGCCUCGUCCUCGAGCGCGGCCGCCGCAGGCUCGACGCCCGCAUGGUCGAGAAGAAGCGCCGCCAGCUCCUCCGCGCAAUGACCCGCAAGGGCAAGGAUGAGAUCCUGAAGCCCAUCGACCCGGAGACCACCGGAAACUCCGCCCCUGCCUCUUCCCCUUUACCCGUAACGGAGCUCGAGCGCCGCGAAGAGGAGUUCAAGCUGAUGCGCAAGAUCCAGCACCAGGCCUCCACCCGCCGCCGCUGGAUGGCCAUGUCCAUCUCCUUCUCCACCUGGCUCGUUCUCUGGCUCGUCGGCGCAAAAAUCUUCCAGGAGUGCGAGCGGCCCUACCAGAACUGGUCUUACUUUGAAGGCUUCUACUUUGCCUUCGUCACCCUCACGACCAUCGGCUACGGCGAUCGUACCCCCGUCUCCAACUCGGGCAAGGCCUUCUUCGUCUUCUGGUCCCUCCUCGCCUUGCCCACCAUGACGGUGAUGAUCUCCAACGCGGGAGACACCGUCGUCAAGGCCAUCCGCGACGCCACGCUCGAGCUCGGCAACAUCACCAUCCUCCCCGGCGAGCGCGGCUUCCGCAAGGACCUCAAGUCCGUCCUCCACCGCCUCACCUGCGGCUUCCUCUUCCACCCCACCGAUGAGGAGUCCGAUGAGGAGUCCAACGAAGCGUCCAAUGAGGACGAGGACGAUGAAGACGACGACGAAGACAACGCCCUCCCGCCGGGCUUCCUAUCAAACGCCCACCGCAGACCCCAAAACGAAGACGACGACGACGACAUCAACGAGGAAGAAAGCGACGAAAUGGAAGCCUACUCCUCCGUCCCGGACCGCGACCACGCCCGCGCUCCUCCAGCAUUCUCCCCAGAACCCAAAGACUCUCAGGCCCGUCCAUCAAAUCCCGACCGCCAAAUCACUACCAAAAACAACAACAUCAACGACACCACUCGCCGCCGCCGCCCCUUCUCCCGCAUCCGCGACCCUACCUCGGCUCUACCAGCCUCCCGCGCAGACUACCACUUCCUCCUCAUCUCCGAAAUCGCCGCCGUCCGGCAACACGCCAAAGAAAAGCCCGCCCGCCGCUACUCCUUUGCCGAGUGGGCGUGGUACCUAAAGCUCAUUGGCGAAGACGAGUCCAGCUCCGCCACCCACCGCAAGGCGCGCCCGCACAUUCAUUCCAAGAAGAAGAAGAAGAAGAAGCCGACGACGGCCAUGUCCAGGAAAAGGCGCAACGGCGGGACGGUCGACGAGGAGAAUGAGGAGCAGACAGAGGAGCCGGACUGCGCGGACGAAGACAAGUGGUCCUGGGUCGGGUCGCAGUCGCCGCUAAUGGGCAGCCAGGAGGAGUGCGAGUGGAUCCUGGAGAAGCUCACUGAGAAGCUGCGGGACGAGCUCGACGUCGUCCGAGGCGAGGAGCUCGAGAGGAAGAGCAUGGCAGAUAGGGAACAGGAUCUUGCUGAUGAGAGCAAGGGGAGGAGGGAGGUUGACGAGUUGUUUCGCGAGUGA
Colletotrichum orchidophilum is the source of this 2343-nucleotide messenger RNA. Its product is annotated as ion channel protein. Bases 1 to 2343 code for a protein of 780 amino acids. The record is from RefSeq and is a predicted model, not a curated record. The transcript is spliced from 2 exons. Gene Ontology annotation, biological process: stabilization of membrane potential; potassium ion transmembrane transport. Gene Ontology annotation, cellular component: membrane. NCBI's taxonomy places the organism in Eukaryota, Fungi, Ascomycota, Sordariomycetes, Glomerellales, Glomerellaceae. Gene Ontology annotation, molecular function: potassium ion leak channel activity.